Glarea lozoyensis ATCC 20868 is the source of this 1050-nucleotide messenger RNA. Its product is annotated as prenyl cysteine carboxyl methyltransferase Ste14. Lineage: Eukaryota; Fungi; Ascomycota; Leotiomycetes; Helotiales; Helotiaceae. Gene Ontology annotation, molecular function: protein C-terminal S-isoprenylcysteine carboxyl O-methyltransferase activity. Gene Ontology annotation, cellular component: endoplasmic reticulum; membrane. The coding region runs from base 1 to 1050 and encodes 349 amino acids. The record is from RefSeq and is a predicted model, not a curated record. Gene Ontology annotation, biological process: C-terminal protein methylation. The transcript has a single exon.
AUGUCUUCGGCAACUACAUCCUCAUCACAAAAUGGUGCGGCAACCUCAUCCAACUUGCCAACACACUCGCAACAAGCCCAGGGACAGGAGGAUGGAAACGCAGCAGCAGAAGUAAACGAGAGUCUAGGUGAAGUACCCUCGAACAAGCUUUGGACAACCCCAAAUCAGCACGACGAACAACCUCGUCCCAGCACCGGUCCAGUUCGCAGAAACCCCUUCAACGAAUCCAUCGAGCUAGUUUCAAGUGGAGGAUUAGGCGGAGGAAACGGUUCUGCACCAUGGACACCCUCGUCGACUCCCACGAACUCUGGAAUCGUACAAGCCAUUGAAGCCACCGAACGAACCCUUCAUCGCAAUCAAAAGCGCUCUUUAGCCGGCAUCGCACUCCGCGCAUUCCUCCUAGGUGGCACGUUCUUCAGCAGCACUGCCUUGACGCUAUACCUCAGCACCCAAAGCAGCUCACCACUAUGGCGUCUCCCGUUCUUUCUCGCGAGUCUCUCUCUCUUCCAUUUCCUCGAAUUCUACAGCACGGCAUUUGCCAACCCAGCGAACGCAGAGGCGUCUUCGUUCCUGUUGAGCAGUAAUGGAUGGGCGUAUAAUGCUGCUCACACAGCUGCGUUCUCAGAAUGUUUAAUUGCACAUACAUACGGACGUCGCAAAUUCUUACCGCAAUUCCUUCACAGUCUCAUCCUACUGGCUGGUCUUUCACUCGUCUUCUUCGGCCAGAUAAUCCGUACUUCAGCUAUCAUCCAAGCAGGCCCCUCAUUCUCCCACCUCGUCGCACAGAGGAAGAAGGAAACGCAUGUCCUUAUCACCAGCGGUAUCUACUCGAUCCUCCGACACCCCUCCUAUUUCGGCUUCUUCUGGUGGGGAAUAGGCACUCAACUUGUCCUCGGAAACGUCUUUUGUUUGCUAGGCUACAGCGCUGUACUAUGGAAAUUCUUCAGCGCGCGUAUCAAAGGCGAAGAAGAAUUCCUGGUCCGAUUCUUUAAGAAGGACUAUGAAGAGUUUAGGAAGAGAACUCCGGUUGGGAUUCCGUAUAUCAAGUAG